Molecule: messenger RNA, 2553 nt
Organism: Effrenium voratum
Lineage: Eukaryota; Dinophyceae; Suessiales; Symbiodiniaceae
Source: the annotation of a GenBank genome assembly
GUGGACUGCGGAACUCUGUGCAGUGUCCUGUGCCUUGAAUCCCGCCGCCCUGUGGAGCCUAAAACGACUCCCGGCGGCAUUUUGGUAUGGAGGAUCACGAGUGCCUGGUCGCUCAAGAGGAGCCAGGCGAGGAGCCACUCCGCGAGCAGGAGUCAGGCAAAGACCAGGCAUCAUGCAGGAGUAGAUUGCAAAAACUCGGCAUUGCCGCAGCCUUGCUCGGUUGCUGCCUGGCCUUGGCGUCCUUUGCGAUGCAAAUGCCCGGCCGCAAAUGCUCAGAUGUCGUUCUCUCUGCCGAACUGUCAAAGCGUGUGCCCUGGACAGGAAAGCGGCGGGGUUCGAUGGAGCGAAGAUUGAACGUGGUCACCGUUCAGGAAGCGCAGCAGAUCGUAGUCAACUUUGGCCGUGUCUUCGGAGACGUCACGGCAGAGACCACCAAGAUUGCCAACGCCUUUGCUGCGGAAUCGGAGCCCGCGGUGGACCCCAAGAGAGUCCAAGAUCGAGCUGAAGCGCGGUGCAUCCUGGGCACCCUGGCAGUCGCCGAGGGCCUUGCCAAGAUUGGCACGAAUCUGCAGAGCUCCAAAGCGGUGUGUAGCCCCGAUCCCAUCUUCUCCAUCCUGCCGGGGAAGUUCGGAAAGCUCGUGCGCGGCCUGAAAGCCUGGGUCUGCGCUAUCAACAUCGAGCUGGUGAUCGCUGGAUGGCUGGGGCUGGCCUCUGGGCUGGCGGGCGCCUCGGUGACUUGUUCCAUCGCGGCCAACGCAACGACCUCCCUGAAGCAGGACCAGCAGCUUACCGCCAGCUGCACAUCAGCUGGGUUCAGCAUGGUGAGCUUGCUGAUCUCCCUGGCCGGAUCCUUGCAGCUGUCCAUUGUGGGCUGCGAGAUUGUGGCGCAGCACAUCGAGGAGAAGCUCAGCGGAGGCCUGAAUCUCAUCGGAGCGAGCGGCCCGGCAAACUUCGGCAAGACGAACGUCGACCCCAGCAAGCUGAAGCAGAUGUCGGAAGCUCUCUACAAGCAGCUUUCUCCAGACAACUUCGGCAGCGACACGGGCACCGCCAUCGCGCCCUCCAUCAACGCCGCCGGGGCCUCGGCGGCUGCCGCCGCCUUCAGCACCGCCAGCGCCACCUCCGGGGUUGGGGCCGCCGCGGCGGCGGCAGGGCCCGUGGCGCUUGGGCGGCGCCUCUUCCUGGGAGGAGGCCCUGAGAACAUCAUGACCCAGUGUGUGGUGGACAUCGCCCAAGCCCUCACCCAGUUGGCGCUGAUGGGGGUGACCAUGGAUUCACUCGCCAACGCGGACUGCCGGAAUCCCUUCCUGGGCAUCACCUUCGCCAAAGCCAUCCCCAAGCCCAUCCGCAGCCGAGUGGAGAACUCCGUCCGGGCGGCCUGCGCUCUGGGCAUCAACGGAGUUCUGGCCAAUCUCGGAGUAGUUGUGGUCUUCCUCUCCUUCACCUCGUUCCACUGCACCAACCAGGCCAACGUAAAGGCCAUUUGCGGUGCCGGUGUGGCAGGCAUAGAGGCAGGCUUGGCUGGCCUUGCUGGAUCCGGGGCCGCCGCCUAUAUAGCCUGCACAGAGGGCGGGAGGAUCAACAAGACCACCGCGCUUAUCACAAAAUUCACCACGGACUACCUGAACGAGGCAGCGGAGGAUGUGGUGCAAGAGACAUGCCCCGACCUGUCCCUGGAGUGCUUCACAGAGUUCGCCGGCUUCUUCGCGAAUUGCCCCGUGGGCUCUACCGUCCCAGGGCCCGUGACGGCUCAGUGCCCCCGGCUGCCGACGCGUGAUUCAUGCCCAGGAAUCCAGCACUGCCGCAGCUCCUUCAAUCUCUAUCGGCAAACCUUGAUCCAGAACGGGGACGUCUGGUUCCCCGCACUGGGCAGCCAGGAGUUCGUUGACUUAGUGGAUAACGCCAAUCCGUGCUUCCAGUACUUGACUUGCUUCCUGAACUACGUCCCUCCCACACGGCGGCUGCAGAACGGCUCCUACGAAAAGAUGCCGGAGUCGCCGGACAAACUCUUCAGCGACGGCAUGCGGACUUUGCUCCUUCAGAAGAUCUUUGGCCCAGACCCGGAGCACUGGCGCCCCUCGGCGCAUGGCCCAGGCUCAUUUGAGCUGCUGGGAGGAAAGAUCGCGGACGGGGAGAUCCAGGGUAAGCCUAUGUCCGAAGUCCCAAAAGACCAUUCCUUGCAGCUUCACGAGAGGCUUUGGGCGUCCAUCGGCAAGAACUUGAGCAACAUGGCCCUUGAAGUGAACGAGAGCAUUCAGAACCUCAGCGCUUCCUUACUGCGUGCGAACGAAGAGGGCCAGGCGAUUUUGGAGCAGGUGUCCAAGGAGAUAAAAAAGAAGCAGGAAGCGGAGCUCUGUGCAGAGGAACAGGAAUUCCUGGUGGACGACCACCAAGAGACGAUGCCAUGACUGAGGCCGAGCGAGGGAGGCUGCCCUGGACCUUGUGGGCUGACCACAGUACAGAUGAUUUUUCCAGCGCACCGAGCCUGGGGCUAUGAAGUUCUGCGGGGCUAUGAAUUGGCCAGAAACGACAGUUUGCCUGCUAACUGUGAAC